AAGAACUACAAAUCCCAUGAUGCCUCACUGAAAAGACUGAUCGUUGUCUGCAGGGGAAGCUAGAAACAUGUCUGAUACUGCAGGAGAAUCAUCUCCUUUGAAGGCAGUUAUAGUCCCUGGGAAUGGUGGUGGAGGAAAUAUCGAGUCGUGUCUCUGGUAUGGAUGGACUAAGAAAAAGCUGGACAAGGUAAACACACGGCCUAUGAUACACGUGUUUCUGUAAGACAGGAAGGAGUUCAGCUUCACACUGACUGUAGCCAUGACCUGUCUCCUGGAAAGAAAUACAUGAUCUCUUAAAACAGGGAUGGAAAAAAAAACCAGAUCCCAGGCCAUGCAGAAUUAGAAAUGAUAUGCUACUCUGAAGCAGGCAAAGGUUCAUGGGAGUUGUAGUUCAACAGUAGGUAAUGGGAUUUGAUCUAUUGGCGACCCCUGAGCUAAUUAUAGGUAUAUUAGAACAUGCUGAAUUAUUUCAAAACUAAAAACCAAAUACGACUUAUAAAUUAUGUAAUGCUUUUCAACAAGUUGCAUAUGUCCAUUUGGGUUCAUAGGGGUAUUUACUAAGCAGUGAAUUGUGAUGUAUUAAAAAAAAAUAUCUUAAAAAUAAGUGCAAACUAAUUUGAUAUAAUAUGCUCACAGCAAUGCUCUAUUUAUGGGAAAUAAUGUGUAGAAACUUCAAAGAAUCUGUAGAAAGUACAUUUUCCUAUCCCUCACCCAUUACCUAAAGGAUUUUGUCUGUACUGUAAAAGUAUGUGGGCUUUGAGAUUUUCUUGAAGUUGUUUUGUUUUUUACAUUUUUUUUUUUUGUAUUUUAUUUUUAUUUGAUUUAAUGCAUUAUCAUUAUAUUAUUAAUUAAAAUGUCAUCUCUUCACUAACAGGGUUAGUCAGAAAAUUAAAGGGGCACUAUAGUUAUCAGAACCAUUACAGCUUAAUGUAGUGGUUCUGGUGCCCUAUAGCCAUCCCUGCAAGCUUUUCAAUGUAAACGCUGCAUUUUCAUUGCUGUCUAGGAACACCUUUUGGGUGCAAUCACUCAGACAGCCAUUAAAGGUACCUACUAGUCUAGUGCUGCACAAUGUACUGCACUGGCGUUCAGCUUCUCCAUGCUCACAAUGGAGGCUCUAAAACGUUCCCCAUAGAGAUGCAUUCAGUGCAUCUUUAUAAAGAUAUGGUUAUUGGGGCAGCAUUUGGGGCAAUAGCCUCCCAGUGCUUUCCUAUCAUUUUCCAUCAUUACAUGUGUUCAGAUGUUUUUUAAACUUUUUUUUUUUAAAUCUUUAUUUUUGCAGAUGGUACAUGUCACAUAACGAAAACAACACGAGAGAGUAUUUUUUGGCAUAUGAUACAGGAAGAGGCUAUAUAUCACGAUUAGUCACCCAUUUUUAUAUGUAUAGUAGCUACACUUAAAAAGAUUAAAACAAAUAGGCUGUGAUUCUACUGGGUACUCAAAAAAUAUAGAGAUUUUGGCGACAGAAAAAUCUUGGGCACUCCGCACUGUCUCGGAGUCGGCAGAAUCAAGCUUGGUACAGCAGCUAAAGGUUAAGUCCCCCAGCAAGGGAUCGGAUAUCUUCCAAUGGUCCAAAAGGAGGGGGGGUAACGGGGCUGCACUUUGAGGUGCGAGACAGCAAGAGGGAGAUUGUCUGCUUCCCCCAUCCAGCGGAUCAGCAACCCCAGUAGGCCAUAGGACUGGACGGUAGAUUUGUGGAUCGGAGUAGUUUUCUUCUGGAUCAUCAAAGUCCUCUUCACCAGACUACCAGUCUGCUGCGUGAUCUGGUCCACUUCUAGUUUUAUAAUAAGCGAUGAAAGCAGACUUGUAGCUUAAAUUAGCAGGAGCACCUAGCGAAUACGUCCGGCCAUCUUGGCAGUCAUGCCCCGUCUCCCAACUGUUUACCACUUUAUGGAGAAACCAUUAUUCUAAAAGUACAAUGACUCUUUUUCCAGAUCCCAAAGUUCCGGUGCCUGCUUCGAAACAUGCCUGAUCCAUGUAAGUUGAAACAUUCACUGCCAAGCAAAUGGUAAAAAGCUGCAUACUCGUAUGAUGUCUAGAUUGUACAGAAACACACUUUUUAAAUCCCUAAACAGUACUUCAAACAUUAUGUAAACAUUAAAUAUAUACCUUCAUAAAACUGUCUGUUUACCAAAUAGCUGUAGUUAAGGGCAAUGUUCUUUUGCCAAAAGUACCAGCUUGUAAUAAUUUGAAACUAAUAUUUCAUUAUUUUUGGAAUGCAGAUAGAGCAAGAGAAACAAUAUGGCUGCCAUUCAUGGAGACAGAGUUGCAGUGCGACGCACACACUAUAAUCAUAGGACACAGCUCCGGAGCAGCUGCAGCCAUGAGGUAUGAAUAACCUUGGCAAGGUGAAAAGAAACCUUUAGUAGUAUCUCUUGGUGAAUAUUACAUAACUUAUUUUUUCAUAGCUACCCCCAGUAGGUGUAGGGAAUCCAGAGCAUUCAUUCCUUACUUAAAACAGAAUUAUCACUUCUAGUGGCAGUUCCUUGUUCCCUCACUUUAAUAAAUGGUAUUGCAGGGUUUUAAUGGGGUGAAAAAGGUUAUUUACUACCUCUGCUGCACUUCCACAUUGUGGGUGACGGUGGUCCCAUGAUGCCUUGGGCGCACUAAUGCAUCUGUGGGUAUCUGUAGAGAAAUCAGAGAAAUGUUGUGUGCUUGGCACUGCAGUGGGUAGACUCACUUAUACAUGCCAGACUAUGAAAUUUAAAGGAGUACUAUAUGGUCAGGAACACAAACAUGUAUUCCUGACCCUAUAGUGUUAAAACCACCAUGUAGCCCCGCUGGGCCCCUCAUGCCUCCAUAAAUAUAGUAAAAAUCAUACUGUAUUCAAGCCUGAAGCUGUAACUCUGCAUGCUGCUUGCCUGGAAAAAAAAAAAGCAGUCUGCUGACAUCAUCAGAAGUGGUAGAAUGAUCCAAUCACAAUGCUUACCUAUAGGAUUGGCUGAGUGACAAGGAGGCAGAUCAGGGGCAGAGCCAGCAUGAUUCAAACACAGCCCUGGCCUAUCACCAUCUCCUCAUAAUGAUGAAUUGAAUCAAUGAAUCUCUAUGAGGAAUGUUCAGUGUCUGCAUGCAGAGGGAGGAGAUACUGAAUGUUUGGAUGCCUUUUAGGCAGCCAUGACCCAGGAAGUAUCUCUAACAGCCCUCUGAGGAGUGGCCAGUGAAGGUAUCACUAGGCUGUAAUGUAAACACUGCAUUUUCUCUGAAAAGACAGUGUUUACAGCAAAAAGCCUGAAGGUAAUGAUUCUACUCACCAGAACAAAUUCAAUAAGCUGUAGUUGUUCUGGUGACUAUAGUGUCCCUUUAAUGAAAAACCAAACCAAAAACUAGUAAGAAUUAAAAGGGGGAAAAAAAACAGGAAACCAUUGGUUAACAUUUGGUUAACUAUUCGGUCAAGUAAAAAUAUUUCUAGUGAACGUGCCACUUCAAAUGGAUGUUGCAUGCUCCAUAACCACUAAGAUUAUUGUAGUGGAUAUGAUGCAAGGACUCCAAAUUGACACAGGUCUCUGCUCUGUCAAAUUGGCUGUUCUGAAAAUGUGAACAAGAGUUUCAGCAAUGCCGAAUGUAAAUACAUAAUGAAGAAUGUGUCACCCUAUGAUAUAAGUUGAGGCUUGGCUUUGGGUGUUGGGGAAUAAUCUUCAUUUUCGGCUGGUUUUACCUAAAAUGUUAAAUUUACUUAGAAUCCCUGACAAUUCACACUUUAGGGAAUAAUUUAGCUUAAACUGACCUCUGUCAGUGAUGAGACGCAAACGGACCUGUGCGGACUAAAUCCUCAUGGUCAGACCUGGAAAUAGGCCAAUCAAAAGCAAUAAGCAAGGCAAUUCUGAAUCGUAGCACUCAUCAAAAUCCUCCAAUAGCUCAAUCUUCUUUGAUCUUGAAUGGCUUUUGGAACACAAGUUUGUUUUCAGAUCCCUGUAUAGUCCAUUGCCCUUAACCAGCAUUUACACAUGGCUGGAAUCUUAAGCCAACCAAUUACAAAGUCCAACUACUAGAUAACAAGUUAGAUAUGCAGGAGUUCUGAUCUCCUCUGUGUAACAACAUUACUACAGCAAAACCAUCCAAGCGGCUUCAUGUUAGCAGAUGGCCUUACAACAAAUAAAGGUUUUUAAUUAUGGAAAAGUGAUUUUUUUUUUCUUGUUCUCAUCCCUGCUAGUGUAAUAACAAGGUUUCCCUGCAGGUUUGCUGAAAAGCAUGAAGUUUACGCCAUAGUUUUAGUCUCUGCCUACACAACUGACCUGGGAGAUGAAAAUGAGAAAGAAAGUGGUAUGUAAUUUUCUUUAUUUUUGGAGGCCUCAAGUUAACUCUGUUAUGACAGAUCGCUAUAGCCUAAAACAGCUCUCAAGGCAGUAAUUAUAGCAUUAUGUACUUUGGGAUCUGUUAUAACGUUUCUUACCUGCUGCCCAUCUCUGUUUGGCUUCACUGCUAGCACUUUGGCAUCAGAGUGUCCGAUGCUCCCACCUGAUGGUGAUAAAAAGCCUGCUGGGAGAUGGCACAGUGACAAUGAGCAGGAGGAUCUUUGAGAGGGGGCUCUUGCUUUUCCUGUUAUACAAACCUUUGCUUAGACCUGUAUGCCACUGGAGCAGUUCCACAAUAUACAUCUAAUCGCAAAAACAAAGCUGGUUAAGUCCAUUGGACUUGCAGUGUAGGAGAGUGGGGAGAGAGGUACCAAUUGGAAAAGAUCUUGACGGCAAAUACUAAAACCGGGGAAGAGAUAAAGCAAUAAGUGAAAUCUCUUCUCCCACAGUUAAAGCUAUAAUGAGAUGGAGUAUUUUAAGUCCCAUAGGCAAACAUAAUAUGAGAGUAGGGCCCCGUCUAUUUUUAUUACUUAUAAGAAACCGUACGAGCACAGAAUUACUGUUCUAAACUUAAAUGGUUUUAUAAUGUGGUAUCCUGUAAGUUUGAUAAUAGACAUCAUACCACUUACAUAAAAUAGGAUAUUUACCCAGGUGCAUGUUGACACUUUCCAUGUAACCAUUUUACUACUCGUUUUUUUCGUGGUUUUCACAUACAGCAUUGUGUUCCCAUGUUUAUAUUGUAAUCCUGUUUUGAUCUAAUGCAGUAAAAGGAGAAAAUAAUUUAUCUCCUGAAGAGAGAGAUUAGCCGAUUAUUUUCGAAAUUCCAGGGCCAAAAAAAGGAACGUGCCCAAAUCAGAAUUUAUACUUGCAAUUUUUACAUGUUGGAGAUCAUUCCUCUAGUGUAUUCGUAAUGAUGGGGGGUGGGGGGGACGGGACCUCAAAGCAUCAUAUCUACUACAGCUCAUUGCUGUGACAGGCUGCAAGUAACUGGCUACCCUUCACACUACGCUUGUAGUCCAUCUUUGCUUUAUAAAUUUGUAUAGAUAAUAUGGACACUUAUAGUUUACCAAAAUUACAGCAGGUAUUCGAUAAGUCAUGGAGGACUUCUAUAAUAGCAGGUGCCGACUAAGCCCUACGGCCAAAUAAUUGUCUUAAUAAAUAAAAAAAAUUAAAAUUUUUUUUUUAAAGCAAUAACCAUGAAACACUAAAUUUUAAAGGCUAAAAUUACAUAUCAGGCCAUAAGUUACACAUGACAGAUAUCCACAUCAUAAAAUGACUGUGGGUAUAGUAAUCUAUUGCAAAUAAAUAAUGGUAAAUACCAGACAAGUUGAAGUAAAUGCACAAUCUAACUGCUUAAACAUAUUUCUUUAUUUUACCAAAUCUCCCCAUUCUCAGGUUAUUUUAGCCGUCCAUGGCAGUGGGAUAAUAUAAAAUCUAACUGCCGGAAUAUCAUUCAGUUUGGAUCUACUGAUGAUCCUUUUUUGCCGUGGAGUGAGCAGCAAGAAGUGGCAGAUAACUUGGGGGCUGAACUACACAAAUACACGGAUCAAGGACAUUUUCAGAACACAGCAUUCUAUGAGCUGGUAAAUGCUGUGAAGGGGCUUAUUACUCCAAAAUAAACACUGGUCUGUAAAUUACGAGUCAAACUAUGGGCAGAGGACAAAACGUUAAGCCAAAAAUAAUCUAUAAUUUGGUUGAAUUGGGGAAAACCCAUUUCCAAUUCAUCUUUUAUGGCCAGAUUUUUGGAACUUACCUGUGCGAAUCAGCUCAUUGUGUAAUAUUAAAAUUGUUUAAUAAAUUAACAUUUCAGUUGUAUUAUUGUGAAUUCAGCUUUUGUUAUUAUGCAAAUUAGUAAAAAAUUUAAAUGGAGCCUAUCUACUACAAAUUAUAAAAAUAUAUAUUAUAUAUAACAUUUGAG
Molecule: messenger RNA, 6207 nt
Organism: Pelobates cultripes (western spadefoot toad)
Lineage: Eukaryota; Metazoa; Chordata; Amphibia; Anura; Pelobatidae
Source: the annotation of a GenBank genome assembly